AUGCCUGUGCGUCAUCAUUCCCCUCGAUCCUCACCUCACAGACACUCAGCAAGUGGUCAGGCUCACGCCGUGCCAUCGCCAUCUAAUGAGGCUACCUGUCCUACCUCGGUGGAGUGCAUCUCCCAUGUUCGAGUUUGGCUUGCCGCGUAUGAGAACUGGGAUUUGGAGCGGAUGUACAAUCUUGCGACCUCACUUGGGGACUUUGAAUACUCGUAUUUCCCCGCAUCGGCCGGUAUUCCGCCUAAAUCGUUGAAGGCUGAAGUCUUGAAAAUCUAUGAGUGCAAUGGAUGUGUCGUUACGCAUGUUGUUGGCCGCGCAACUUCGCGCUUUGGGACGCCAUUCCUUCAAGAAUAUGUACUGUUCCACCAUUGUCGGUACGAACUUGACGCCCUCAGCUCUGAGCGCUCCAUCAAGAUCCACAAAGUAGAGGAAUUUGUCGAUACCCACUUCUCCAGGACAUUUUUUGCGGGGGAGAAGGCGGAAGAAAAGGAGAUCAAGAACCAAUUGCAAAUCACGAAUGGAGGGUCCAAAGAACCGCGUUCGACUUCAACGUCCAUGUCGGCUGGUCGAAGAUACAACACGAGCAAACUUUGA
Molecule: messenger RNA, 594 nt
Organism: Cantharellus anzutake
Lineage: Eukaryota; Fungi; Basidiomycota; Agaricomycetes; Cantharellales; Hydnaceae
Exons: 3
Coding region: 1-594 (197 amino acids)
Source: RefSeq, a predicted model, not a curated record